This is a messenger RNA of Stomoxys calcitrans (stable fly), 1349 nucleotides long. RefSeq names its product acyl-CoA Delta12-desaturase. Gene Ontology annotation, biological process: unsaturated fatty acid biosynthetic process. Gene Ontology annotation, cellular component: endoplasmic reticulum membrane. The transcript is spliced from 5 exons. NCBI's taxonomy places the organism in Eukaryota, Metazoa, Arthropoda, Insecta, Diptera, Muscidae. The record is from RefSeq and is a predicted model, not a curated record. Bases 110 to 1201 code for a protein of 363 amino acids. Gene Ontology annotation, molecular function: iron ion binding; stearoyl-CoA 9-desaturase activity.
UAAAAAUCCAAUUUCAAUUGCAAGGCCAGUUUAGUAGUUUAAACUCGAACGAGACGAGAAGUUGUCUUGGAAUACACAGUAGAAAAUUAAAGGCUCGAAUAGUAGAAAUAUGCAUUCCCAUGUUGAGCAGGUCUCAAAUCAACAGGAGUUUGAUAGUGUAACAGGAAUUUUAAAUGAAGAAGACCUAGAGGUGACCGAAACAGCGUUGGAAAAAGAUAUUCGAGUAUUGAAGAGUGCCAAAGAACGUAAAUUGGAGCCAGCGUGGCUAAAUAUUAUUAUCAUAUCCUAUGUUGCUUUAGGAUCAUUGUAUGGGGUUUACCUGCUCUUGACAAAUUCGGUGAAAUUAAAAACCUUUGUAUUUGCUACUAUACUAUCGUACUCCUCCGGUUUGGCAAUUACGGCUGGUGCACAUCGUCUUUGGACACAUCGUUCCUAUAAAGCCAAAUGGCCUGUUAAGAUUUUCUUACUUAUCCUCAAUACGGUUGCUUACCAAAACUCCGUCUAUGUGUGGGCUCGUGAUCAUAGGGUGCAUCACAAGUAUAGCGAGACCGAUGCCGAUCCUCACAAUGCUAUGCGUGGUUUCUUCUUUUCGCAUGUUGGUUGGCUGUUGUGCAAGAAACAUCCUGAUGUGAAGGCUAAGGGUAAAGGUAUAGAUAUGUCGGAUUUGAAAAGUGAUCCUUUGGUGAUGUUCCAACACAGACACUAUUUCAUUUUAAUGCCAUUGCUGAGCUUUGUUAUUCCAACUCUAAUACCAAUGUACUUAUGGGGUGAAACCUUCAGUAAUUCCUGGCAUGUAAGUGCGCUGCUUCGUUGGUUCUAUUCGGUCAACUGGGUAUGGUGUAUAAACAGCGUUUGCCAUUUGUACGGCAACAAACCAUACGAUAAACGCUUGAAUCCCGGAGAAAAUAACCAAAUAUCCUGGCUUACAUUAGGAGAAUGUUUCCAUAACUACCACCAUGUCUUUCCUUGGGAUUAUAAGACUGCAGAGUUGGGUGGAUCCAUGAGUAAUUUGGGUGCCUUAUUCAUUGAGACCUGUGCUAAAUUCGGAUUGACUUAUGAUUUGAAAACCGUUCCCCAGGACAUUAUUAAGCAACGCAUUAUGCGAACCGGUGAUGGAAGUCAUCCCAUUUGGGGUUGGGGCGAUAAAGAUCAACGGCCAGAAGAAAUUGCGAAUGCAGUUAUUCUUGAAAAACGUCAUUGAUCUCUCUGAUGGGCUUUAAAAUAUAAUGAUAUCUACACAGAGCAAAUGAAAAACUCGGUCCAACUGAGAUAUUUAUUAAAUCUAUAAAAUGAAGGGGUGACUCACCAAAUAUCGUCAUUAAAAUAAAAUCAAAUGUGUAUUCCUUAGA